Messenger RNA from Talaromyces rugulosus, 372 nucleotides. RefSeq lists its product as uncharacterized. The transcript has a single exon. The record is from RefSeq and is a predicted model, not a curated record. NCBI's taxonomy places the organism in Eukaryota, Fungi, Ascomycota, Eurotiomycetes, Eurotiales, Trichocomaceae. The coding region runs from base 1 to 372 and encodes 123 amino acids.
AUGAUUCGUCUAUUCUCCUUCGCGUUUUUAUUCCUCGUUCUGGCUAUAACAGUCACAUGGUUUGGUGAAGAUGUUCACAGAAACCGUUAUCUUCCUCCCUCGGUGGACCUCCUAACCGCAACAGCCGAGCAGAUCUCCCAACAGCUGCAAAACCGAUCCAUCACCAGCCUCCAGCUUGUCAAGGAGCGUGUACGUCGUAUUGAACUGGAUAACACCCAAGGCUUCGGCCUGCAAGCCGUCAUGAAUGUCGUCCCUUAUGAGACCCUCAUUGAGAUGGCCAAAACCAGAGAUGUCGAAAGAAUGGCCAACAAUAUCCACGGCCCAUUACUUAGGAUCCCGAUCAUAGUGAAGGUAAAUAAUGAAUCACCAUAA